Messenger RNA from Micropterus salmoides (largemouth bass), 810 nucleotides. RefSeq names its product protein (peptidylprolyl cis/trans isomerase) NIMA-interacting, 4 (parvulin) (gene pin4). Bases 125 to 508 code for a protein of 127 amino acids. The record is from RefSeq and is a predicted model, not a curated record. Gene Ontology annotation, molecular function: peptidyl-prolyl cis-trans isomerase activity; DNA binding. The transcript has 4 exons. Gene Ontology annotation, biological process: rRNA processing. NCBI's taxonomy places the organism in Eukaryota, Metazoa, Chordata, Actinopteri, Centrarchiformes, Centrarchidae.
CUGCAAUCUGCCAAUAACUAGCUAAAGACGAAGAAGCAGGUUCCUGACAACAUAGCAUGAACGAAUGCUAUUACGGUUUUUUAUUCUUCAUUAUUUCUUGAAUUUCAUUAAACGUUAAUCUAAAAUGCCACCAAAGGGAAAAGGUGGCAAGGGUGGUAAAGGAGCAGCCUCGGGAAGUGCAGACGCUGACAAAAAAGAAAAAGCACCCAAGGGAGGCACUGCUGUGAAGGUUCGGCAUAUCCUCUGUGAAAAACAUGGAAAAUGCAUGGAGGCAAUGGAGAAACUGAAGGCUGGAGUCCGUUUCAGUGAAGUAGCCUCACAAUACAGUGAAGACAAAGCAAGACAAGGAGGUGAUCUGGGGUGGAUGACGCGAGGAUCAAUGGUUGGACCUUUCCAGGAUGCAGCAUUUGCCCUACCUGUCAGUUCCAUGGAUAAACCUGUCUACACGGACCCUCCUGUCAAGACAAAGUUUGGGUACCACAUAAUUAUGGUAGAGGGGAAAAAGUGACGUGGGACAGCUCAACUCUUGAAAUCAGGACACAGAUUCUACAGUGUGCUAUAUUGUGGCUCUGAUUAUUUCCUGAUCCGUGCUUCAAUGCAAUGGUUGCUCUGUGUUUCAACGAAUGUUUUCUGGAAAAAUUGAGUCAGCUUUGUCUGUGUUAUGCAUACACUACCUUACUGACAAUUCAACCUGAGGGGACAUUCUUAAAAACUUUACAUUCAAAUAAUGGAUUUUCUUUUUCACCUUGGUAAGAUUUGUGGAAAUUGAACCACAAAUAGCCAAAUAAAUUAAUUUUCACUCAAAUGGUA